AUGGCUUGCGCUCACUGUUCAGAGUUCUUUCUCGACGUAUCCGAACAGACAGCCCAAAAGGCGACGGCAUGUUCGACCUCUAAUGAAGACGAAUGGCAUAUCGUUUCGUCUUCUAAACUGGAACCCGCGCAGCGUUCAAAGCCGGAGGAUAGCGACCUGUCAUGUAUCUUCGCCUACCAGCUUAUUCCAGGCCGCGGCGACCCCAUCUAUCAAGCAGCCGUAGGAAUAUCGAUCAAGUCAGGCACCAUCACCUAUGUUGGCAAACAAGCCGACAUUGACGAUGAGCUUGCGGCUGCCCCCAGAACCCACGUCGCCUGUCUUAUGUCCGGUCUCUGGGAUUGCCACAUACACUACUGUGGCAUUGGCAAAGUCGACUAUCCCGAGAUAAUCCUCAAUCAUCCCGCUGCGGCUGGCGCGGCCAUCGCCCGCGGCUUCUACGAUACUCUCAUGUCCGGCGUCACCAGCGUGAAGGAGCUCUCCGGUUACGGCCUCGAAGCGUACGCUGCCGUCAAAGCUGGUUACAUCAUGGGACCAACUGUUUAUGGCGCCGGCGCUGCCCUCGGUAUGACGGGCGGGGGUUGCGAUGCUGUCACUCUACCUCUCGAUACGGUGUGGUCGCGGCAAGGUACGGAUAAUGCCGGUCAACGACUUUGGCCUGGCCAAUCCAUUUUCGCGUUGGCAGAUGGUGUUGAAGAGUGCCGAAAGGCUGUCCGCCAGCAGAUCCGUCGUGGGGCGACUGUCAUUAAGGUGCUAGCCACUGGCAGCGUGAUGAGUGUCAACGAAGACCCCAGCUUUCGGUCUUACUCUGACGAAGAGCUUCGGGUUAUUGUGAACGAGGCUGCAAUGCAAGGGAGGACUGUUGCUGCCCAUGCCCAUGGCAAGCAAGGCAUCAUCGCUGCGGUGAAGGCUGGAGUUCGGACUAUCGAGCACGGAAGCUACAUUGACGAGGAAGUUGCCCAGUUGAUGGUUAAGCACGGUGUGACUCUGGUAGCCACCGCCUACAUCACUCAUGCCGGUCUCAAGAAGCUCGAUCGCAUGCCCCCUGAGACAGCGGCGAAACUGAAGCACAUAGCCAGCAUAGCCCACAAGGCCUACCGUACAGCGGUCAAUGUGGGGGUAAAGAUUGCUCUCGGAACCGACAUUUGCUCCAGCGACCCUCGGGACCUUCUAUCCCCUGGGCACAGCUGUGAAGAAGUCUAUUUAGCAACGAAGGCCGGCUUAACUCCACUACAAGCCAUCGAAGCUGCCACCAUUAAUGCUGCGGAGACACUUGGGGCUUUCACACCAAAGAAGGGACUUGUGAAAUUAGGAUGGGACGCUGAUCUCAUUGCUUUUGAUGCUGAUCCCCUGGAGAACAUGAAGCUUUUUGUAGACCGCGACAAUCUACGAGUCUGGAUGCCUACGAAGAUAUGA
Colletotrichum chrysophilum is the source of this 1413-nucleotide messenger RNA. RefSeq lists its product as uncharacterized. The record is from RefSeq and is a predicted model, not a curated record. The transcript has 2 exons. Gene Ontology annotation, molecular function: hydrolase activity. The coding region runs from base 1 to 1413 and encodes 470 amino acids. NCBI's taxonomy places the organism in Eukaryota, Fungi, Ascomycota, Sordariomycetes, Glomerellales, Glomerellaceae.